This is a messenger RNA of Zasmidium cellare ATCC 36951, 2040 nucleotides long. RefSeq names its product carbohydrate esterase family 3 protein. Bases 1 to 2040 code for a protein of 679 amino acids. The record is from RefSeq and is a predicted model, not a curated record. Lineage: Eukaryota; Fungi; Ascomycota; Dothideomycetes; Mycosphaerellales; Mycosphaerellaceae. The transcript is spliced from 3 exons. Gene Ontology annotation, molecular function: phosphatidylcholine lysophospholipase A1 activity.
AUGUAUACUUUGAACAAUGCACUCACACUCGCCUUCAUGGGCCCAACAGUAUCUGCUGCGGUCUUGCCGUCACGAGCCGUGGCAGACCUUCGGAUCAUGCCCAUGGGGGCUUCUAUCACUCGAGGGGUCGCAUCCUCCGAUGAGAACGGAUACCGACUCGAUCUUCGCAACCUCCUCCAAGCAGACGGCAACUCGGUCACAUACGUCGGCACUGUCUCUUUUGGCAACAUGUCUAACAACUGGAAUGAAGGCCACCCAGGUUAUGUGAUCGAAGAGGUAGACAAUGUCACCCUGACGGACGGCUGCUACGACUACCUGCCGAACGUAAUACUGCUCAACGCAGGAACAAACGACUGCAACAUCCCCGGUAAGGACCCCGAGACUGCUCCGCAAAGAUACUCAACACUUCUUGCCAACAUCCGUCAGCACGCACCUGACGCCGUGGUCAUUGCCUCAUCGCUGGUCCCGAACCUCAAGGACUCCACGGAUGAAUGUAUACAGAAGCUCAACCCGGGUCUCUACGAAGCGGUGCAAAAUGCCAGCUCAGCAGGUCAGAAGACAGGCUGGGUGGACAUGUACAACGUGGUCCCAAAGAGCGAAAUCCAUACGAAUGACAGCACACAUCCAACUGACGCUGGCUACCAGCUGAUGGCCGACGCCUGGUACAAGGAGAUCAAGAAUGUUGCUGCUAAUAUCAGCGCGCCUGAUCCGAAUGGAAAACCCGUGGGAGAAACGCAGCCGCUAGUCUGGGCAACCGAACCUGAAGAGCUUGAUAGCUCUCCAAUCAUGGUCCAAGCAAAAGCAUACGCCCUCGCCCUUACGACCUGGGCAUUGGCGCCCUUAGCUUCUGCAAUCCCGCGACCGCCCUUUGUGGACGCACCGCGCCAGCGCGUCACGGCAGGCUACGGUUGUCUCGUGGCCCAGAAAACCACCGAUGGACUCACACAGUAUCACAUCGACGUGGGUAUGGCUCGCUCGCCACAAAGUUGUCAAAAUGCCUUUGUGCAACUCGCAAAGGUCUCGCCUUUGAUCGACUGGAAUUGUCGCCCUGACUCAGCCGGACUGACGUGGAUCGAAUUCAGCAUGUUUGCUUGGUUUGACCCUGUCGCCAUAAUGGAGGCUAUCGAUCAGGUGUUCCCAGCCAUGCGAUGGAUCCAGACUCACGAAUGCAAUUCUAUUGCAGCGCUCGGACCUGGUUAUCAUGAAGAUCACGGCGUUGAUUUCAGAGGCCAAUCAUCCGUUCGGGGCCCGGCCGCACAAGGUGCUUCAAUCAAGAAAGAGAUGCGUCCUCCGGUCCCGAACUGUACUGAUUUUACCCUCAACGAAACUACCAAUACCUCCGAGGUACACAAGCCCUAUGGAUUUCGAUCGAAGCAGGCAACUCUUGUCAGGUUCAAAGAGAUCCUUGGUCAAAUUCACGUUUGGACAGGCUACAUCUGGAAGAAAGUCUCGAGCGUUGUGAUCUCCCUGGCCCCUGAUGAAAUGGCUUCGCACGACUUGGGGACCUCAAGCACUCCCGACCCGGAGACCCACAAUGAUCAUGUUGCAGGUCUCAAGGAGAUUGUCGGCGCAAGCGAACAAGUCCUGGCGCGUGCAAUGAAGACUGAGGAGCAUGCGGGACAACACGAGCGAUCUGUCGCUAUGGAUAUGGAGAGAAUUCCGGUUCCGAGCCAGGAUAAAGAAGGUCGUACCGGGACGAGGCCACGACUUCAUAGCCGUGACCUCGACACCAGGCAUGCAAAGCGGGAGAAACCCGCAUCUUGCAAUUGCAAAGACAUCACGAAGGCCGAUGGAUCCUCACACACAAUCUGCAAACUCCAACUCGGAAAGGCAGCCAGCCACGAUGUCAAAUGCGCCAAAGUCAAGGAACAUCUCCAAGAAAAGGGCUGGACUCUAGGCGAUUGCGAGACCUCAACGGCGGAUGGUAUGAUGUUGACUGUCAAACGACCCAAAACCAACGAGCAGCCAACGACCAUCGUCCAGGACCUCCAGGCUGUCUUCCCAGCUUGGAAGGCUGAUCUCAAAUGUACCCACAUCUGA